This is a messenger RNA of Penicillium digitatum Pd1, 2319 nucleotides long. RefSeq names its product putative signal transducer. NCBI's taxonomy places the organism in Eukaryota, Fungi, Ascomycota, Eurotiomycetes, Eurotiales, Aspergillaceae. Gene Ontology annotation, biological process: chromatin remodeling; regulation of DNA-templated transcription. Gene Ontology annotation, molecular function: ATP-dependent H2AZ histone chaperone activity. The record is from RefSeq and is a predicted model, not a curated record. Gene Ontology annotation, cellular component: nucleus.
AUGGCCGACGUUGUGGAAGAAGCUCCCUCAUCUGGGACUCAGUUUUGGGAGGAAGAGGAGAUGCCCGUGGAGUCAUUGGUCAGAGGGCGCGCGAAACGAAGUACCGCAGGACUGCAUAUGUCUGCCCUCCUUGAAGCUGCCGCCGAUGAUGACUUGGCUCUUCUUUUUGAAGAAGUCGAAGACGAUAAUGAUUUUGCGGACGUGGCAGACCCCGACGCAGAGGAUGACUUGCUUGAAUCGUCGGACGAAGAUGAAGACCAGGGACCGAACGCGCAGAACGAUUACGAGGGCGAACAGAAACUACAAAAGGACGAGCGCAAGAAGCGCAGAGCCCUGAAUGAUCUCCGGUUUCAGACCUUGCGCAAACGCGUCAAAAUCGACCCGACCGCCCCAUCCGCCAUGUCCGCCGCUCCUCGUCCGAAGAAAAAGUCAGAGCGCAUCUCGUGGAUUCCCACGGUGGAGGAUGGGCCUACUCGGCAGUCAUCGCGUCGACAGACUAUGGUCAAUAAGGAGCUUACGCAUGCUCGUCUCAAGGACAGCCAGGAAAAACGAGUCCGCAUCAUCGCUACAAUGAAGGAGGCAGAGAAGCGGAAAGCGCAUCUGAAGCCGAAAGAGAUGACCCAGGAAGAUCAUCUUGCUGAGGCUGCAAGAGUGGAACGGCUUAACAGCAAAAGUUUGAACCGCUGGGAGCUGUCGGAAAAAAGAAAAGCGGACGAAAGACGAGCGAGGAUCGAAGCACUACAAAAUCGCCGUCUCGAUGGUCCGGUGAUUUCCUACUGGAGUGGUGUGGCUACAUGGACGAAUGGGCGUCUCACACGGGUGGGCAAAAUCGACAUCAAACCAAAGGCAGAUAAAGAAGAAUCGAGGAAGAGAAAGAAAGAGAAAGAAGAUAAAGAGAAGGCUGCGGCGGAGUCAAAGGCCUUGGAGCCAACAACCACCGUUGGACCCGCCCCUGCCUCUUCCUCUACCACAGGCUCAUCACAACCACCACCAGACUUCCAUGCAGUUACUGGUCCAGCAAAUCCAGCCCCCCCUCCCCCCUCCUUCACAUUAGACCAAAAGACGCCUGAAAAUAAGCCACCCGCAGCUUCGACUACAGAAAAUGCAGACACCCUCGUGGUGUCUUCUGGGGCGAACGUCAACCAACCAGAUGCAACCUCUUCGGAGACGAAGUCAAUCACGUCACAUGCCGAGCAGAGCAAGAAUGAGGCUGUAGAAACGAAGGUCCUAGAUUUUGACGCAAAUACACCAAUACCACUCUCUGUGCAAGAUCAGUCUAUCACCGCUGAAAGGCAACCCUCGGAGUCGUCUAAAUCGGAGAGAAGGAUGUUUGCUGUGGAAAUUCCAGCGUCUCGUCAUGCAUUAGAUUCUGCGGGCAAUGGCUCUGCCCAAAAAUUGUCUGAGCGGUCCCCCGCCAAGCACGACGAUGUUAUGGAUAUUGACCAACCUCAUGCGGCUGCAGCGGCCACAUGUUCUACCAAGGUUAAUCAAGAAGGUCCAGGAUCAAAGGGCCAGACAGGCUUGGCCCCUCCGCAAGUUGCCAGUGCCCAACCGACUUCGAUAGAGAUCCCUAUAUCACAUGCUACUGGGACGACUGUACAAGAAGUACCGCCAGUGGAUGACUCUCGACCAAUUGAACCAGUCACGACUACCAGCUCUGGAAUUCCACUGGCCCUUCAAGCCCUGCCAGCCACUGCAGUACCCGGUCAAGCCACGGUGCCCGAAAAUGCCCCAGCUCAGAGCCUAAACCAACCAUCCUCAUUACAGUCCGAAUCACAAUUAUCGAAUGGAAUGGUGAAGGAACCAGCACAACCAGAGACUCCAGAACCCCCUCCAGUGAUUGAGCACACGGGGCGCUGUCUUACAAUCUUGGAAAACUUUGAUUAUGCGACCGCCAACCAUCGCAAAUACAGCAUGUACUUCAACGCCAAAAAGCCAGCUCGCUUGACAAAAAUCUCGUCCUCGCUUUGCGUCAUCACCUCAUUGCCAUCGCGUUAUCGCGAUCCAGAAACCGCUCUUCCUUACGCCAAUUCAUACGCAUAUGGCCAAAUUCGCCGUCUGCUGUCGGAAGGGUAUAUCUGGAGCUCGAUGCUUGGCUGCUUUGUCGGGCCGGCUGAGGCUGCCCGUGGCGUACCCGAGCGAUUUACAGGGAAGCCCGGUCCAGGCACAGUAACACUGCCGACCGACAAGGCUGAGGGUCAGGCCGACUCUACUACAGAGAAGAGGGUUGACGGACUUUUUCUUAGCGGGGAGGUACCUUUGACGCCCACCCCCGCCGCGACUCGAGCAGCGCCUACAGGAGGAGCCACUGGAGGUUGA